Canariomyces notabilis is the source of this 564-nucleotide messenger RNA. RefSeq lists its product as uncharacterized. Gene Ontology annotation, biological process: positive regulation of proteasomal ubiquitin-dependent protein catabolic process; protein polyubiquitination; ubiquitin-dependent protein catabolic process. The transcript is spliced from 2 exons. The annotation marks the transcript as partial. Gene Ontology annotation, molecular function: ubiquitin protein ligase activity; zinc ion binding; ubiquitin conjugating enzyme binding. Gene Ontology annotation, cellular component: cytoplasm; ubiquitin ligase complex. The record is from RefSeq and is a predicted model, not a curated record. Lineage: Eukaryota; Fungi; Ascomycota; Sordariomycetes; Sordariales; Chaetomiaceae.
UGCGUUGCCUGUAGAAAUGACAAGACGCCAGUUGAAAAAACGGUCAAGCUCAAAUGCCGGCAUCGCAUGUGCCACUCGUGCCUCCGCCGAGCCUUCAAAAAGUCGCUCACUGACCCCCAGCACAUGCCUCCGCGGUGCUGCACCACGGACCAUAUUUCGCCUAAACACGUCGAGAAGCUCUUUGACGCCCGUUUCAAGAAGGAUUGGAACCAAAGAUACGUGGAGUUCACGAGAAGAAACAGUCUAUACUGUCCUUCCCGUCGCUGCGGUCAGUGGAUCAGCCCAGAGGAUAUCCGACACGAAGGCGGGCGCAGACAAGCCCAAUGUAGUCGUUGCAGCAUCAAAAUCUGCGGCUCCUGCAGCCGAAAGUGGCAUUAUCAGUCUGAAUGCCCAAGGGACGAAGAAUCCACGCAGUUCCUCGAACAACUAAACCGAGAGGUAUGGCAGCGCUGCUAUCGUUGCAAAGCCACCAUUGAGCUCAAAGAGGGCAGCAAUCGCAUGACUUGCCACUGCGGAGCAGAGUUCUGUAUGGUAUGUGGGGGUAAGUGGAAGACUUGCCGCUGU